Messenger RNA from Anthonomus grandis grandis, 1629 nucleotides. Its product is annotated as alpha-tocopherol transfer protein-like. Gene Ontology annotation, molecular function: phosphatidylinositol bisphosphate binding. The coding region runs from base 319 to 1197 and encodes 292 amino acids. Gene Ontology annotation, cellular component: membrane. NCBI's taxonomy places the organism in Eukaryota, Metazoa, Arthropoda, Insecta, Coleoptera, Curculionidae. The transcript has 6 exons. The record is from RefSeq and is a predicted model, not a curated record.
AUCUCUUCAAUAAAUAUGGUGUUUUUCCAUUUUUAUACAUCGCCAAUGUUCCAUACAAACCUACAUGAAAUUACUCUGCGGAAAACUAACUUCACCGGCCAAGCGUUAAAAAUCCACUAACCCUUAUUCGGAAUAUUAAUGGAAACAAUAAAACGCAAGAUUCAGCAUUUGCGCAUUUGAGGUCUUCAACCCCCUUCGAGGGAGGAAAAUUCGAUAUUCCAACCUUAAACUUUGGCGACUGUUUACCACUUAAAUCAAGGUUAAAGUGGUCAUUUUAGAUUCUUUACCAUUCCGGUACACUAAAACAAAGCAACUUGGAUGUACGAAAUGGAUUACUUUAAGGAAACGGAAUGUCCUUUAUUAGACACAGAAUGGAAAUUAAGAGCCGAAAAGGAACUGAAUGAAACCAUGGAAAAUUAUAUGUUGGAAAUGCAGACGCUUAAAAAACUUGUUUUAAAUGAUCCGAAUCUCACAGUGCCUAAUACCCAUGAGUUUUUACUUAGAUUUUUAAGAGCCAGAAAGUUUAACAGUGCUAAAGCCUUUGAAAUGGUCCAAAGAUACUACUUAAUGAAAUUAAAGUGCCCUGAACUAUUUAGUUGCCCUUUGCCUUCAGAAUGUUCGAAAACCUUCGACCUUCAGGCGCAGAACAUGUUACAGCAUAGAGAUCAAUGGGGUAGAAGAAUUUUUGUUAUACGUGUAGACAGUUUCGACUCGUCAAAAGUAAGUAUAGAUGACAUAUUUAGGACCAAUAUUCUCGCCUUGGAGCAUAUAGUGCGAGAGCCAGAAACUCAAAUAGCCGGCUUAGUGGUCAUCUUGGACAUGGCUGGCCUUUCAUUACAACACGCCAAAUUUUUUACACCGUACUAUGCGAAAAAAAUGGUCGAACUGGUGCAAGAAACGUUUCCGUUAAGGUUUAAGGGCUUUCACGUGGUAAACGAGCCUUUUUACUUUGAUGCCGUCAUGGCUGUACUCAAACCAUUUUUAAAGGAUAAAAUUAGGAAAAGAAUAUUUCUACAUGGAAGCGAUAUAGAUGCCCUUCACGCUUUUGUAUCAAACGAUAUUUUGCCUUCAGAAUAUGGAGGAGAAACGGGGCCCUUUGAUAAUAGAGGCUGGUACAUGAGACUCCUUGCAGACGAAGAAUAUUUUAAUGAAAUUGGAAACUAUGGGUACAAGACAAGCAAUAAUGAUGAUAAUUAAAAAUAAUGUGUAAUUAUGAACUGCACAUUAUAUGUAGCGCAGUUGUUGAAUUAUUUAAAUAAAUAUUGUAGAUCUGAUCUGUUGUGAUGAUACAUAGUCAUAUUCUUCUUGCAUAUUAUAAGUAUGCAAGAUAUCUUUAAUUUAUUAAAAGACAAAUUUAAGGCUUUAGCAAGCUUAAUUGUCAACAUAUAUUUAAUACAAACAAAGGGUAUAUUUAUUGCUUAAACAAACAUGUGAUAAAUGUUUUUUUAUAUAUUUGUUAUUAAGUUGUGAUAUUUAGAAAAUGUAGGCACGAGUUAAGUAUUAAAAUAAUGUUUAAUAUCAUACGUAAGCUUAAGCCCAAAAUGUGGAGCCUCAUAAGAGAGUUUUUAAAAUUUAAGAUAUUAUUUAUUUUUAUUUUAGAUGUUGUUAUACAAUUUGUAGCUAACUUCU